AUGGGAAAAGGAGAGGCCAGAGAGUCAGUCUGCCCUGCAGUCACAUGUGAAACACUUCAGUAUGCCCAGCCUAUGGACAGAUGUGGAAAGCGCUGUGACACCCCAGACUGGAAGCAGGCUGCAGCCGGACCAGCACCAGCCCAUCUCUUUGUCCACCUCCGCAGUCAGCUAGCUCCACCUGCUGAAGAUGUAAUUAGUUUGACCUCCAUGGAGAUGUCCCCAAAACUGGUCUCCUCUGUUCUGUUGACAUGGUGUGUGUCCCUGAUGUUCCUCCUGACCUCCACCACCCUGACGGUGAGUUCUGCCCCAACAACCGGACCCACCAGGCUUCUGUUCGACAGCGGCACGUCGGGCUACAACCUGCGCAACUGCAGCUGCUCCGCGGCCAUUCAGGACUGUAACGAGGCGCUGGCCAACUCGCUGUGCCGAUGCCACUCUGUUCCUCGUUCCUCCCUUCACCGCCAUGGCCUCAGAGAGCCUGGACAUCUGGACAUCUGGGUGAAAGAUCCGUGGAUCCUGGAGGAGCUUCUGAAUGGCAGUACGGUUGAACAUUUGCGGUUGUCUUUCUGUGGAAAGAAGCCACUCCAGAGCCAGCAGCUCACUCUGCUCGGUCUACGGACCCUCCAAGUUCACAGCACCACACCAGAGGUCCAGCACCCCAACAAGGAAGUGGUGGUCUUUCCCUCAGCAGGACUGGCAGACGUUCCCUUUCAGGUGUCUUCUUUCUACCACGUCACCAUCCUGGACGUUGAGGUGUUGAAUGGGCUCUCGGCUCUGAAGGCCUACAGCGUGCUGGGACCGGCGGCCCCCGCCCUCCCCCAGGUUCUGCCUCACCUGUCCUGGUCCUUCAAUGAGCUCUCCUCUGCUGCACUGGAAGGUUCUCUGGGUGCUGGAGAGAAGGCUUUAGAACCUCAGCCACAGCUUCUCAUUACGUUUGUCUACUAACAUGUAAAGACCAAGUCAAUGUCAAAUCCAUGUUAAGGAUUCUUUGUAUUUUACUCGGACCCCUGUCAUUCUGACAGGUUUGUGAUCUCCCACCACAUCUGGGCAGAUGCUGGGUAAUGGCUUCAAGGAUGGAACUGCUCUGUUUGACUUUACUGGCGUAACCUUCCCGUUGCUGCUCUCUGCUCCUGAAAGGAAUUCCCUGAACCUUUCACCCCUCAAUCACAACUUUGGAUGGAUGGAUGGAUGGAUGGAUGGAUGGAUGGAUGGAUGGAUGGAUGGAUGGAUGGAUGGAUGGAUGAUGGAUGGAUGAUGGAUGGAUGGAUGGAUGGAUGGAUGGAUGGAUGGAUGGAUGCAUGGAUGGAUGGAUGGAUGGAUGGAUGGAUGGAUGCAUGAAUAGAUGGAUGGAUGGAUGGAUGGAUGCAUGAAUAGAUGGAUGGAUGAUGGA
Molecule: messenger RNA, 1390 nt
Organism: Cololabis saira (Pacific saury)
Lineage: Eukaryota; Metazoa; Chordata; Actinopteri; Beloniformes; Belonidae
Exons: 3
Coding region: 1-945 (314 amino acids)
Source: RefSeq, a predicted model, not a curated record